ACCUGAAUCUGUUUUGAUUCUACCAGAACUUCUUCAGAUUAUCACCAGGAUUCUGCUUUGCGGAUGGUCUUGCUUCGCUGGCUCUUCGACGACAAGGGAUGAAACUUGAAUCCAGUGAUAGAAUCCUUGACUGGAACAUUACUGGUGCUUCAAUCUGCUAUCUUGGUCUUGAGAGUAUUGUUUACUUCAUUUUCACGAUUGGCCUUGAAGUAUUGCCUCCUGACAAGUUAACCUCAGUCAUAAUGAACUGGUGGAGGACUCCAAGGGAUCUCAAACUCAACAAUUCCCACAGUUAUUUGGAACCCUUAUUGAAGUCUUCCUGUGAAGGUCUUACCUUUGCAGCUGAUGAAGAUAUAGAUGUGCAGGCAGAGAGACACAGGGUACUUUCAGGUUCUGCUGGUAAUUCCAUAAUCUACUUGCGUAAUCUCCGAAAGGUCUAUCCUGGAGGGAUGAAUCAGGGUACAAAGGUUGCAGUUCAUUCACUUUCUUUUUCUGUUCAAGAAGGAGAAUGCUUUGGCUUUCUGGGAACCAAUGGAGCAGGGAAGACUACAACCCUAUCCAUGUUAACUGGAGAAGAAUACCCAACUGAUGGAACUGCGUAUAUUUUUGGCAAUGAUAUUUGUUCACAACCCAAAGCUGCUCGGCGACAUAUUGGUUAUUGCCCACAAUUUGAUGCUCUUCUAGAAUUUCUAACUGCCAGAGAACACCUUGAGCUUUAUGCAAGAAUUAAAGGAGUCCCAGAAAACAUGAUGAAAGAAGUUGUCAUAGAAAAGUUGGUGGAGUUUGACUUAUUGAAGCAUGCCGAUAAGCCAUCUUUUUCUCUUAGUGGGGGAAACAAGCGCAAACUGUCUGUUGCUAUUGCAAUGAUUGGAGAUCCCCCAAUAGUUAUUCUUGAUGAACCAUCGACAGGUAUGGAUCCUAUUGCCAAAAGAUUCAUGUGGGAAGUUAUAUCGCAGCUAUCAACCAGACUUGGAAAGACGGCAGUUAUUCUAACGACUCACAGUAUGAAUGAAGCUCAAGCACUCUGCACACGAAUUGGGAUAAUGGUUGGAGGCCAGCUUAGGUGCAUUGGAAGUCCUCAGCAUUUGAAAACACGUUACGGAAAUCAUCUUGAACUUGAGGUUAAGCCCACAGAAGUCAGCUCUACAGAGUUGGACAAAGUGUGCCGAAGCAUUCAAGAAAGGCUUUUUGAAUUCCGAUGUCAUUCAAGAAGCAUACUCAGUGAUCUUGAAGUUUGCAUAGGAGGAACCGACUCCAUAACUUUAGCUGAUGAGUCUUCGGCAGAGAUUAGCUUGACUCAGGAAAUGAUUAUGAUGAUUGGGCGCUGGCUUGGCAAUGAAGAAAGAAUUAGGGCACUUAUAUCUUGUAUGCAUACCAAUGAUGGCGUGUUUGGUGAACAAUUAUCCGAGCAGCUGUCUCGUGAUGGUGGUAUCCCAUUACCAAUAUUUUCAGAGUGGUGGUUGGCCAAAGAAAAGUUCUCUAAAAUUGAUUCAUUUAUCUUAACAUCAUUUCCAGGAGCCACUUGUCAGGGGUGCAAUGGUUUAAGUGUUAAAUAUCAGUUGCUGUAUGGAGAAGACUCUUCUCUUGCUGAUGUUUUUGGACACCUAGAGCGGAACAGGAAUCAAUUGGGAAUAGCAGAAUACAGCAUAAGCCAAUCAACACUAGAAACUAUUUUCAACCAUUUUGCUGCAAACGCAUAGUUAUUUUUAUUUAGUCAUCGUAUUACUUUUGUUAAUGUUCAACAGAGAGGAAUUGGUCCCCAAGUUAUUGUCAGGUGGAUCAGUCUCUCUUAUAGUAAAAGAAUCAAGAUAUGUAGAAAGGAAAAACUAGUCUCCCAGUUCAUUGAUUUUAAGUUAUUUGUAAAUAGCAGGGAGCAACUUUCAGUAAAUAACUGAAAUCUUUUUCAAUUUGAGGUAAUGACUCACCAGAACAGCUCCACUAAAUUUAGUGGCCUAAUUUUGUAAUUCAAAGGAAGAUUAUAUGGGGUGAAUAGAUUUUAUUGGUUUUGCUUGCUGAUACUUGAUAAAAUUUGAAAUUUAUAAUGGAUUUUUGUA
Molecule: messenger RNA, 2054 nt
Organism: Macadamia integrifolia
Lineage: Eukaryota; Viridiplantae; Streptophyta; Magnoliopsida; Proteales; Proteaceae
Product: ABC transporter A family member 1-like
Exons: 12
Coding region: 99-1700 (533 amino acids)
Biological process (GO): lipid transport; transmembrane transport
Cellular component (GO): membrane; intracellular membrane-bounded organelle
Molecular function (GO): ATP binding; ATP hydrolysis activity; lipid carrier activity
Source: RefSeq, a predicted model, not a curated record